Leptopilina heterotoma is the source of this 2148-nucleotide messenger RNA. RefSeq lists its product as uncharacterized. The transcript has 2 exons. The record is from RefSeq and is a predicted model, not a curated record. Bases 1469 to 1948 code for a protein of 159 amino acids. NCBI's taxonomy places the organism in Eukaryota, Metazoa, Arthropoda, Insecta, Hymenoptera, Figitidae.
GUUACCCCCACUUGUAGCGCAAAAAAAUAAGCCUUUUUUAUGAAUUUUUUUAAAGAAAACUACAAAACCUUUUUAAUCUAUAACUAUAUCAUCUUAAAGAACACAUAUUGAAGAACUUUUAGUAAUUUUUUUGUUAAAAAAUAUUACAUAGUUAAGUGUCAAACUGCCGUCAACGAAAUAAUAUUUUUAUUUAUACGGUUUGCGGUGACCAACAUUGCGGCGAAGUGAAUCAUCGGAAUCAAAAAAUGUGGAUAAAUUUAGUCAAAUAUGAGUAUAAACUAGUCUUUAAUCGAAGGAUUUAAAAAAAUAUUUAUUUUUCACAAAAUGGCUGACAGUCUAAGUUAAAAGUUCGAUUUUAACGAAAAAAAACGUCCGUUUUUUGGCUAUAAAACGGACAUUUUUUUUCGAAAAAGAAAAUCGAACGAUUAAAGACUACAUUUUUAUGUAUUAAAUAAGCCUGCAAAAUUUCAAGAAGAUCGGUUCAUUAGUGUUUGAGUAAUCUUGGUCACCGACUUCAGAAAUGCCAUUUCGAGAAAAACGCGUUUAAAGUUUCAAUUUCAGUUUCCACGAAGAAAAUAAUUUUUUUGUAAAGUUACAUAGAAUCAACUCCGGUAAGUGGGAGUACGUAAUAGUUUGGUUUCCAGAAGUAGGCUGAAAAGUCAUGGUGGUAAUUAAAAAAAAGAUAUUCAUUUUAUCGAUGCAUAUAUGUAUAUACAAAUCAGUAUAUAUCAGUCUCUUUCGUCUCUUUCAAAGCUCAUAUCUCAGUCAAUUUUGUUGGAAUUGACUUGAAAUUUUCAGGACAUACUUUCAGUUACUUAUGCUUCAAAAAAAUGCAAUAAAAGAAAAAUCGAUUUUUUCAAAGUUGCAAGUGGGGGUAACCCCUUAAAUUUGUUCAUUGUCCCGAUUGAACACUUUAAAUAUUGAAUUUUUGCAAACGUGAAUAUUUUGACAAUUUUAAACCCAUUCGUUCCUUACAUUCAUUGAUAUAAUACUGUAAUGCAUUAUUGACGGAAAUAAAGACUUCAGCUUAGAGUAAUGUCUUGCAAUAGUAAACAUAAUUGAUAGUGUAUAGUGUUACGUGUGGAAUGUGUUAUCAGUGAUACCUCUGGAGCAAAUAUCUGCAUCAUCGUAGGUAUGACUUUAUUGUUCAUUGACUUCUGUUGUCCUUGAUAAUAUGUGUCACUAAACCUUUAUUUCUUCCUUUUGUCUUGAAUGUCAUGUGAUCUUUCAAUUAUCCAUCAGUACUUAAACGAUAAUCAUGCAGAGCAGACCAUCUUCUGCAGAAACAGUUAUUUAUGAAGAUUUUCUGGCAGGUAUGUAGUAGAUAAAUUUUUCUUUAAAAUAAUCUCGUUUCUAAUUAAUUAAUUAACAUCUAAUUAAUUUCGUUUUUUGUAUAUUUAUUAUUCUUUUUCUAGGACGGUUUCCUCCACGAUGUCCAGUUCGACGAGACGUAUUUCUGGAUCGAGUCAUGACUACAUCCCUUGUGUUAUAUCACAACGUUCAGGUGAUACAGCAGUUGAUCGAGUUGACCAGAAAUAAUCCUUUGGCAAUACACCACAAGACUAGGACUCGUCGAGAUAGGAAAAAAGAUGUCCCAGGUGUUGCAGAUCCAGAGGAACUACGCACUUUGCAGGCAGAGACUCUGGAAACGUCUGCAGCAUUUGAUCAACUAAUGAGUUCAGUGAGAAAUCCUAGACGCCUUCAAGAGUGUUGGUGUGGAGAAUGCCCACUUCAAAGGCCAGAAAAUAUAGCAGGUAAUAAUAGUGAGGCAUCUGCAGUAUCCGGUCCUUUCCCAAUUCAAGAAUUUUCAAUAGCGGAGUCCGAGAUGAAAUUUAAAGAUGAAAUUUUGGACAUCGAAAUGCCGUUGUUUCAGGAAGUUAGACUGAAUGAAGAUGAUCGAUUUUCUGGAGGCCAAACCUACGAAGAAGAAGAUCCUCUCCAAAUUUAGACUGUCGGUGUAGUGAAUUGUUUUAGUGUAAAGUGUAGUGUCAUUAUUAUUUUUCUUCUCUCUUAUAUAUAUAUUUUUUUUGGUAUGUGUAAAUAUGUGAGUAUUUUAAAUAUAGUUUGUUUACAUUGUAAUAUACAUAUCCUUUUAUAUAAUUUUCAUUAAACACAUUUUUUAAUGCUUCCGUCUUUGUUUCCCUUUUU